AUGGAAACGUAAGUUGAUCAUGGUGUGAACGGGUCCGUGCGAGGAUAAAGACUGGCGUAGUUUUAGUUCGUUUCUCUCUUGUUGUCUUUCGGCAUUUUUGGAGGUUUGAUUCUACAAUUUGUUUUCAGCGAGGAUGUUCCCAGCCAAAAGGCAUCAAAAAAUAAGCCGGCAUUCACAAAGGCCGGCAUGGAGAGAGUAACUUAUCUAAAUCAGGUAUGUCCUUUCACUUUUUUUCUUGUGUUCCUGUAAUCUUUAAGCGACAAAAGAUUUCAUUCCGUCUUUUGUUGAUGUUUUUAUUUGAAUACCGUCGAAAGAUCAUAAAAUAACACGAACCGUUAUCUCUUUUGUGUACACGGUUUUUGCGACAAAAGUUUAUUCGAUUGUGUGCAUGAAGCAUUAAAGAUACUGAAUGUCGGAAGACUGUUGUAACACUGUGAUUUAGGACCAAUUUGACGAGAUCUUUCAAUAUCAACCAGCUCCUCAAAGGAAAUUAACUUGCAAGAAAGUCACAAAGAAGCUAUGCAAGAACUUUCUCAGUAUCCAGAACUUCCUGAACUUCCUGAUCUCCUUCUUUCCUAUCUUGAAGUGGUUCCCAGAAUACAAAUGGAAGGAAUAUAUUUUGGGAGAUCUGAUGUCCGGGAUCACUGUCGGAAUUGUUCAUGUUCCCCAAGGAAUUGCUUACGCCAUUUUGGCGAAUGUCCCGCCUGUCCAAGGUCUUUACACGGCCUUCUUUGGGGUCUUACUGUACUCUUUUUUCGGCACUUCUAAACACGUUUCUGUCGGUGAGUUUACUUAUUUUACAGGUAGUUUAAAUUGACUGUCAUUACUCACCUUGAUGAACUUUGUGCAAAGCAAUUAUCGUUUUAUAACUGCGUUUGAUAAUUAUUUUGUAGUUUUUGGAAACCAAAAUUAGUUGAGUUUUACGUGACAAUUGUUAUGAAAACAACUAUCUUACUGUAAUGUGAUGUCACAAUGAACUUUCAGGUUCAUUCGCCGUUAUCUCCCUGAUGACUGGUAUUGCAUGUACCGAGAUAAAAGAAAGAAUAGACAACGAAUACUAUCGAUUGGAAGCUCGUUAUAUUGGGGAUGCCCACAAUCUGAACAAACAGUACGAUCUUCACAACUUCUCGGUUCAAAUGCCAAAACUCGAGUUGGAGAAUGUGGAGAUCGUGUCUACGAUAACAUUUGUUGUGGGGGUUAUCCAAUUAGUGAUGGGCCUGUUACAUAUUGAGUUCUUGGCGGCUUAUAUGAGUGAUCAACUGGUAAAUGGUUUCUGUACCGGGGCUGCUGUUCAUGUUGUUGUUGUUCAGUUUAACAAGAUGUUUGAGAUUGAAGUCAAGAAGUCCGAGAGCUACGGAUAUAUAUUCAAGGCAAGUUUUUACAACUCUAUUCUUUUCUCUGCUCUCAUGUAUAAGGCCUUUUAUUUUCAGUACGUGUAUGAUGUUUUUGCCAGAAUUAGUCAGACUAAUUUGAUCGCAGCGGUCAUGUCUUUGGUUGGAUUUAUUUUUCUCUACGUCGGCAAGGAUAUAAUCAACCCGAUAGUGAAGAAGAAACUGACGGCACCCCUACCAUUUGAGUUGAUUUUGGUGAUAAUUUCAACUGCAGUAUCUGCAUUAUUCAAACUUCACGAGACCCAAAACAUUUCGAUUGUCAAGAAUAUCCCCUUGGGGUGUGUGAUUUUGUAAUAAUUUAAUGUUUAUAUUCAGAUUGCCGGAGGUCAACUUGCCUCGUUUUGAUAUCGUCCACCUGGUAUUCUACGACUCUUUGGAGAUUGCAGCUGUCGUUGUAGCACUUCAUCUCAGUAUGUGCAAGGUAUUUAACCGGAAAUUGGGAACGCGGACUGAUAACAAUCAGGUAAGGCUGGUUUCUCUCUUACCAGUUUGUUUAGGAACUUUAUGCACUUGGCUUCAUGGGGACACUGUCGUCAUUCUUUGGAACAUACCCGAUUACAACGUCAUUGGGAAGAUCUAUGCUGAGCGUUGAGUGUGGAGUCAAGACUCAGGUGGGUUUAAGGCUAAAAUAGUUGAUGAUUGUCUGACAUGUUAUAUUGUAAUGUGAUCUUUUCUUUAGAUGUCAGCAUACUUCUCGGCUGCCCUGUUGCUGAUUGUAAUUCUCUCCGUUGGACCAUUGCUGUCCGCGCUUCCCAUGUGCAUCUUGUCUGUUAUUAUUAUUUACUCCGUCAAAAAUGUAUUCAAAAAGAUGCCUUUCGAGAUUUGGCAUUUAUGGAAAGUGGCCAAAUUGGACUGUGUAGGUUGAAUUUAUAUCCAUAACAUGCUUAUGUUUCUGUUUCAUUCUUCAUUUCUCUGCUUUAGCUGAUCUGGGUGGUCACUUUCCUGGCUACCGCUAUUCUGAAUGUGAUGACCGGUCUGAUGGUCUCCAUUGUCAUUGCUCUCCUCACGACGGUGUUCAGAAUCCAAUGGCCAAGAUGGCAAGUGUUGAGUAGAUUGAAUGGAACGGAAGAAUACAGGGAUUGUGGCCGAUAUUCCCGGGUUACAUUCAUCAAAUCGAUCAGGGUCUUCAGAUUCGACGCUCCAUUGCUUUUUACAAAUGUUGACAGUUUUGCCAAUGCUGUUGAGAAGGCGUUGUGGACUAAUCGAAUCAAAUUGAGAAAACCAAGCAGUCCGGCAAAGAGAGUAGUUGCCAAGAUUUUUUCCAAAGAUGAUAAGCAGGUCAGCAUUACACAGUUUUACGACAUUUGUUCUACUCUCUUAAUUUUUCUAGCUUUAAUUUUUUAGAUACACGACCGUCGUUUGACCGAAGAUGUGCAACACUUUGUCAUCGACUGUUCCGGGUUCACGUUUGUUGAUUACACUUCCGUAUCUUCCCUCAUUGACGUAUUCCAUCAAUUAGAAAAUCGAGGAAUCUCAGUUUAUUUUGCUGGGGCCAAAGCUCCCGUCAGAGAUAAACUGGAGGAUUGUGGGUUCUUCAAAUCCGUGGAUCGUUCCAAUUUCUACCCCACUAUUCACGAUGCUGUUAACGCCUCUGUUGCUACUAUGAAACAACGGGAUCCCAAGUGUAGAGUCAGAUCACCGAGUGUUUUCAGAAGUUCGAUCGUGGUUCCAAUGGGCGGGGACCCUCAGGCUAAUAUUGCCUACAUUCCUGAAUCAUCAGAGCAAUCGGAUUCGGAUGAACAUAUAGCUGAAGUUCAUUACAUCGAUGAAGAAAAGAAAGAUGACUCAAAUGUUUAA
This is a messenger RNA of Bursaphelenchus xylophilus (pine wood nematode), 3188 nucleotides long. The record is from the annotation of a GenBank genome assembly. NCBI's taxonomy places the organism in Eukaryota, Metazoa, Nematoda, Chromadorea, Rhabditida, Aphelenchoididae.